This is a messenger RNA of Amoebophrya sp. A120, 698 nucleotides long. The record is from the annotation of a GenBank genome assembly. NCBI's taxonomy places the organism in Eukaryota, Dinophyceae, Syndiniales, Amoebophryaceae.
AGAGCUGCUGCGCUUGGUGUAGUUUCAGCCGCCGAUGCACUGCCGGAAGAUGUGGCAGAUGUCGAGCAGGAUGAAGAGUCCGCGCCCUCUGAAGAUGACAGUCGAAAUUUGAGCGCCGAGGAGGGGGAGACGGGUCAUCUCGACGGAGCUGCUGCCCCGGCGGGCCCGAUGAUCAACGCUGCGGCGCGGCGAGAACAGUUGCAAGCCCUGGCCGACUCGGAGCGCAAGGCCGUCGCAGCUGCGCGCGCGAAGUUAGACGACGUUGAUGUGGAAGCGGAAGACCUCGACCGGACGAUUCUUCAGGCCGCACACGCGGAGAAAAGGCGAAUGGUGAGGGUAUUCGGAGACACAGAGCCUCGCACCCCCGUUGUUGACCAGGCCCUGGACACACGGUGCAUCUUCUUCUUGAGUCUGUACCACGGGAAACGACUGGCGACCAGGCACCCCCUCGACGAUUUCUGGACUGUUGCCCUGAAAAACGACGUUGCGCGAAUAUGCAUGCCGCAGGCCGGAGGCCCAAUGUUUCAACAUCUCGCACGACCAGCACACGAAGCCAGCGAGCCCGGACAAACUUUGUUGAAGCGUCAGCAGUCGCCCGCAGUGCAAGAACUACAUGCCGCAACCGCUGCCAGAAGCACAGCAUUCGACUCCAAUCAGGAAGCUGCUGCUGCCCGAGCUGUUGUAGCGCAGUAUUUUGA